Molecule: messenger RNA, 11298 nt
Organism: Camelus dromedarius (Arabian camel)
Lineage: Eukaryota; Metazoa; Chordata; Mammalia; Artiodactyla; Camelidae
Gene: TNIK
Product: TRAF2 and NCK interacting kinase
Exons: 34
Coding region: 364-4533 (1389 amino acids)
Biological process (GO): protein phosphorylation
Molecular function (GO): ATP binding; protein kinase activity
Source: RefSeq, a predicted model, not a curated record
GAGGAGUUGAUGUGUCUCAUUAUAACAGCCAAUGCAGCCGCCAUCCACGCACAAGCAAAGAAGCAUGUCCCAUUUAAAUACACCCACGCAGCCCCAGCGCCCUUAGCCGAUCAGGGCGCGCAGCCCACACGCAUCGCGGCUCUGGGCUUGGAAAUCCGCGCAGGUUGGGCUCCCGGACCCGGCGGACCGGCAAGCGGAGGCUCGCGAUCAGGCGCUGUGGGGCCGGAGUGGGCGGGGGAGGCUGGGCCCCGGGCCUCUGGCGCGACACCCGCAUGAGGACGCGAGUGAAAUAGACCAAGGUGGAAUUUCCAAGGGAGAAGCUUCGGGGUGGUUUUGGUCCAUUUCUCCCGCGAAGAAGUCGACAUGGCGAGCGACUCCCCGGCUCGCAGCCUGGAUGAAAUCGAUCUCUCGGCUCUGAGGGACCCUGCAGGGAUCUUUGAAUUGGUGGAACUUGUUGGCAAUGGAACAUAUGGACAAGUGUAUAAGGGUCGUCAUGUCAAAACGGGCCAGCUUGCUGCCAUUAAGGUUAUGGAUGUCACAGGGGAUGAAGAGGAAGAAAUCAAACAAGAAAUUAACAUGUUGAAGAAAUAUUCUCAUCACCGGAAUAUUGCUACAUACUAUGGUGCUUUUAUCAAAAAGAACCCACCAGGCAUGGAUGACCAACUUUGGUUGGUGAUGGAGUUUUGUGGUGCUGGCUCUGUCACUGACCUGAUCAAGAACACGAAAGGUAACACGUUAAAGGAGGAGUGGAUCGCAUAUAUCUGCAGGGAGAUCUUACGAGGGCUGAGUCACCUCCACCAGCAUAAAGUGAUUCACCGAGAUAUCAAAGGGCAGAAUGUCUUGCUCACUGAAAAUGCAGAAGUUAAACUAGUGGACUUCGGAGUCAGUGCCCAGCUUGAUCGAACAGUGGGCAGGAGGAAUACCUUCAUCGGGACUCCCUACUGGAUGGCACCGGAAGUUAUUGCCUGUGAUGAAAACCCAGAUGCCACAUAUGAUUUCAAGAGUGACUUGUGGUCUUUGGGAAUCACCGCUAUUGAGAUGGCAGAAGGUGCUCCCCCUCUGUGUGACAUGCACCCCAUGAGAGCCCUCUUCCUCAUCCCCCGGAACCCAGCGCCUCGGCUGAAGUCCAAGAAGUGGUCAAAAAAAUUCCAGUCAUUUAUUGAGAGCUGCUUGGUAAAGAAUCACAGCCAGCGACCAGCAACAGAACAGCUGAUGAAGCAUCCAUUUAUACGAGACCAACCUAAUGAACGACAGGUCCGCAUUCAACUCAAGGACCAUAUUGAUAGAACAAAGAAGAAGCGAGGAGAGAAAGAUGAGACGGAGUAUGAGUACAGCGGGAGUGAGGAGGAAGAGGAGGAGAACGACUCAGGAGAGCCCAGCUCCAUUCUGAACCUGCCCGGGGAGUCGACGCUGCGGCGGGACUUCCUGAGGCUCCAGCUGGCCAACAAGGAGCGCUCCGAGGCCCUGCGGCGGCAGCAGCUGGAGCAGCAGCAGCGGGAGAACGAGGAGCACAAGCGGCAGCUGCUGGCCGAGCGCCAGAAGCGCAUCGAGGAGCAGAAGGAGCAGCGGCGGCGGCUGGAGGAGCAACAGAGGCGGGAGAAGGAGCUGAGGAAGCAGCAGGAGAGGGAGCAGCGGCGGCACUACGAGGAGCAGAUGCGCCGGGAGGAGGAGAGGAGGCGCGCGGAGCACGAGCAGGAGUACAUCAGGCGACAGUUAGAGGAGGAGCAGAGACAGUUAGAGAUCUUGCAGCAGCAGCUACUGCAUGAACAAGCUCUACUUCUGGAAUAUAAGCGCAAACAGUUGGAAGAACAGAGACAAGCAGAAAGACUACAGAGACAGCUCAAGCAAGAGAGAGACUACCUGGUUUCCCUUCAGCAUCAGCGGCAGGAGCAGAGGCCCGUGGAGAAGAAGCCCCUGUACCAUUACAAAGAAGGGAUGAGUCCUAGUGAGAAACCAGCAUGGGCCAAGGAGGUAGAAGAACGAUCAAGGCUCAACCGGCAGAGUUCACCUGCCAUGCCCCACAAGGUUGCCAACAGGAUAUCGGACCCCAACCUGCCCCCGAGGUCGGAGUCCUUCAGCAUCAGUGGGGUUCAGCCUGCUCGGACACCCCCCAUGCUCAGACCAGUCGAUCCCCAGAUCCCACAUCUGGUAGCUGUGAAAUCCCAGGGACCUGCCUUGACCGCCUCCCAGUCGGUGCACGAGCAGCCCACGAAGGGCCUCUCUGGGUUUCAGGAGGCUCUGAGCGUGACCUCUCACCGCGUUGAGAUGCCGCGCCAGAACUCGGAUCCCACCUCUGAAAACCCUCCUCUCCCCACUCGCAUUGAGAAGUUUGACCGAAGCUCUUGGUUACGACAGGAAGAAGACAUUCCACCAAAGGUGCCUCAAAGAACAACUUCUAUAUCCCCAGCAUUAGCAAGAAAGAAUUCUCCUGGAAAUGGUAGUGCUCUGGGACCCAGACUAGGAUCUCAACCCAUCAGAGCAAGUAACCCCGAUCUUCGGAGAACCGAGCCCAUCUUGGAGAGCCCCUUGCAGAGGACCAGCAGUGGCAGUUCCUCCAGCUCCAGCACCCCGAGCUCCCAGCCCAGCUCCCAAGGAGGCUCUCAGCCAGGAUCACAAGCAGGAUCUAGUGAACGGACCAGAGUUCGAGCCAACAGUAAAUCCGAAGGAUCACCUGUGCUCCCCCAUGAGCCUUCCAAGGUGAAACCAGAAGAAUCCAGGGACAUUACCCGGCCUAGUCGACCAGCUAGCUAUAAGAAAGCUAUAGAUGAGGAUCUGACGGCAUUAGCCAAAGAAUUAAGAGAACUUCGGAUUGAAGAAACCAACCGCCCGCUGAAGAAGGUGACGGAUUACUCCUCCUCAAGUGAGGAGUCGGAAAGUAGCGACGAAGAGGAGGAAGAUGGGGAGAGCGAGGCCCAGGACGGGACGGUGGCUGUCAGCGACAUACCCCGGCUGAUACCAACAGGAGCCCCCGGGAGUGCUGAGCAGUACAACGUGGGGAUGGUCGGCACACACGGGCUGGAGACCUCGCACGCGGACACGUUCAGCAGCAGUAUUUCAAGAGAAGGAACCUUGAUGAUAAGAGAGACGUCUGGAGAGAAGAAGCGAUCUGGCCACAGUGACAGCAAUGGCUUCGCCGGCCACAUCAACCUGCCGGACCUGGUGCAGCAGAGCCAUUCUCCCGCUGGGACCCCAACCGAGGGCCUGGGGCGCGUCUCCACCCACGCCCAGGAGAUGGACUCCGGGACUGAAUAUGGCAUGGGGAGCAGCACCAAAGCCUCCUUCACCCCCUUUGUGGACCCCAGAGUGUACCAGACGUCUCCCACUGAUGAAGAUGAGGAAGACGAGGAAUCAUCAGCUGCGGGAACCCAGAGGUAUCCAGGGGCCCUAGGAAAAGCUGUUCCUCAGAGAUCUCCAAACUCAUCACAUAUUUCUCAAAAGCAAUUCCUGGCUCUGUUUACUAGCGAACUUCUUAGGCAAGAACAGGCCAAACUCAAUGAAGCAAGAAAGAUUUCAGUGGUAAACGUAAACCCAACCAACAUUCGGCCUCAUAGCGACACACCAGAAAUCAGAAAAUACAAGAAGCGAUUCAACUCUGAAAUACUUUGUGCGGCCCUGUGGGGUGUAAACCUCCUAGUGGGAACCGAAAAUGGCCUGAUGCUUUUGGACCGAAGUGGGCAAGGCAAAGUUUAUAAUCUGAUCAACCGGAGGCGAUUUCAGCAGAUGGAUGUGCUAGAGGGACUGAAUGUUCUCGUGACAAUAUCAGGAAAGAAGAAUAAGCUACGAGUUUACUAUCUUUCAUGGUUAAGAAACAGAAUUCUACACAAUGACCCGGAAGUAGAAAAGAAACAAGGCUGGAUCACCGUUGGGGACUUGGAAGGCUGUAUUCAUUACAAAGUUGUUAAAUAUGAAAGGAUCAAAUUCUUGGUGAUUGCCUUAAAGAAUGCUGUGGAGAUAUAUGCCUGGGCUCCGAAACCAUACCAUAAGUUCAUGGCAUUUAAGUCUUUUGCAGAUCUCCAGCAUAAGCCACUGCUUGUUGAUCUCACAGUAGAAGAAGGUCAGAGAUUAAAGGUUAUUUUUGGUUCACACACUGGUUUCCAUGUUAUUGAUGUUGAUUCAGGAAACUCUUAUGAUAUCUACAUACCAUCUCACAUUCAGGGCAAUAUCACUCCUCAUGCCAUUGUCAUCUUGCCUAAAACAGAUGGAAUGGAAAUGCUCGUUUGCUAUGAGGAUGAGGGGGUGUAUGUAAACACCUACGGCCGGAUAACUAAGGAUGUGGUGCUCCAAUGGGGAGAAAUGCCCACGUCUGUGGCCUACAUUCAUUCCAAUCAGAUAAUGGGCUGGGGCGAGAAAGCUAUUGAGAUCCGGUCAGUGGAAACAGGACAUUUGGAUGGAGUAUUUAUGCAUAAGCGAGCUCAAAGGUUAAAGUUUCUAUGUGAAAGAAAUGAUAAGGUAUUUUUUGCAUCCGUGCGAUCUGGAGGAAGUAGCCAAGUGUUUUUCAUGACCCUCAACAGAAAUUCCAUGAUGAACUGGUAACAGAAGAGCACUUGGCACUUAUCUUCAUGGCGUUAUUUCUAAUUUAAAAGAACAUAACUCAUGUGGACUUAUGCCAGUCUAGAGGCAGAAUCAGAAGGCUUGGUUGAACAUACCGCUUUCCCCUUUUCCUCUCCCUCCACCCGUCCCAAAACAGUCCAUCUUUCUAUGUUGCAGCCUGGUUGAGAAGGAGAGAAAAAGGUGGCAGGAAUUUCCAGGAGAUCCCCAAGAAUGCCGCGUUGUCUGUGGACAAAGAUGGACCAUGUGCCCUUCGGAGUUAGGGAUAGAAACAAAUAUUGUGUGCUCUUAUGAUUAAGCUGUGUUAUGGUGGAUUUUUGAAUUUUGUUUUGUUUUUUUUUACCUUUUUUCUUUACCCCCUUGCUUUGUAAGAAUGGGGAGAGAAUGCAUCCUGAGAAAAAGAUCUGUUUUUAACUGACUGCCUACUAGCUUUAAGUAUCCGAUACAUUGUAGACUUUCCCAUUUCGAAUGGUGAGAGACACCACAAUAAAUGUACCUUAUCUCGUGACACUGAAGGCCAUAACUACAUAGUGGGGUAAUUUUAGAACUCUUUUGCCUUCACCAACCCAAAAGGUUGCUUUUUGUGAGCAACUGCGAAUGAAUUUUUAAAAGAGAAGAAAAAUACUAGUUUUCCCCUCUUUUGGGAAAUCGAUUUUAAAUGGCUAAACUACUAGCCUUAGACUAAUAAAAUCAACUACCGUUUUUGUGAGUCUGACAGGCGCUGCUUUUCAUCUGGCCCUGUGCAGAGCGGAGUGUGCUGAGUGGGGCAGUAGUGCCGUGGAGCUGAGCUGGCUCCAGCGGAUGAGGGACAUCUACAGUACACCUUUUCCUCGGCAAUUGUGACAGAUCAGGGCAAAAGACGGGAUGACAGAUGGGAUGAGACGGAAAGAGCUUCUGAAAACAAGCUAAAAAUGUAUAUAAAUAUACACCUUUUUUUUUUUUAAAUGCACAAAGCUUCCCAGCUAAGAGGUCACUCGGUUCAGGCUUAUUAGGAUAAGACUUUGUUGAGUUCUUUCUGGGAACUGGGGAAUAAGUACCAUCCAGGCUUUGGUCAUUCCCAGCUUUCUCCUGAGGGUGCCGCUUUCUCAAGAUGAAAACUGUGACUGAAAACAUAAUAACAAUAAAUGUUUCUGAGCUGCCUGUGUUCUCUCUGGGUUGGUGAGAGAAGGGACUAGAUUACUACUAAGCCUGCCUGAGACCCAGCAGGCAUCCUUGGUUCCAAUUUUAUAGAACUUGAAAGCACGGUUUUGGCCAGAAUUCUGCGACCCUAAUCAUUUUACCUUCCUCCAAAUUACCCAGCAUACGGUAAACAACAUUUGUGCAGAUAUGUAUGUAUUUAGUUCAGGUUGACUUGUGUCCUUAUAAACUCUUACACGGAUGAUUUGAACUUUUACGUGACGGUCUGGGAUUUUUUUUCCAAAGCUACAAGCAUGGCUGCCUGUGGUAUCGAGGUGUUGCAGAAAUGGUAUCUGUGUUGCGCUUCCUGUUUUAACCUACCUCGUUUCGUUUGUUUUGUUUCACUGUUCAUCACAGCAGUGUUAUCUCCAGGAGACAUAUAGAGAGCUCAACUGGCAAUCUCACAUGUAUUUAAUAUUUUUCAAAUAAAACAGUAGUUGACCAAAUUGUUCUUCUUGAAAAAUUGGAAAAUAAUCCAACAACAACAAAAACUAAUGUGGCUUGUUUCUGGAGAAAACAAUUACUGUAAACAGAUUUUUUUUAAAUCUGUGGUUCUACUGAUUUUGCCUAAACACCUGAGCAGCUGAUGUACUAUUAAUGAGAACGAAAUACACAUUAGGAAAAUGGACCCAUUUCAAUCUGGUGAUUUGGGCAAGGGGGCACGGGGAAGGGGAAAUGGUUCAGUUUCUGCCCCUCCUUUGAAGAUGGUUGUCAUUUGCAUUUAUUUUAAGCAAGUAACAAAGGAAUGGAAUUGAGGGUUAUCUUCAGGCGAUCACCAAGAUGUCCUCAUUUGUGGUCCCUUUAGCGCUCAAAAGCAAUGAAAUCCUCCCGUUCUCAUUUUUACUGCUAAGGUUCUGCUGCUGAACAAUACAAUUUUCACAAAUUCCAUGCAACAAAUUCAGCAAUAACGUUUUGGAUUGAAUUUAGCAACUACUGUCAUUGGAUGCUGACGUGGACAAGUACACUGAUUUGGGUCUCAUCCCCGAAUGUGAUUGCCACCAGCUCUUUAUAUUGCUGCUGUGGUAUUUUAAACCAGAAGCUUCUUUAAAUUAUGUUGCAAACUGAUCUUUGUUUUUAUGUUUUGUUUUGUUUUUAUUUCUAAGUGAUAAGUUCGAAACACACAGCUUUAAAUGAUUUUUUUAUUGUGGGAUUUUGGGUACAGUUAAGAAAUAAAAGGGAAUCAUUGUGUUUAAACAUAAGGUAGUUUGUGAAUGUAUUUUUUAAAACCUAGAUUCAUUGAAACAAAAAAUCAUAAGAAAACAAUAUUAAUGCAGUCUUGUUUACAGUAUGUACAGUGACAUAACAUAGAACAUGAGCUUUUCUGGUGCCAACAACAAUAAAACACAGACGGUAAACAUCAAGCCAUGCCUUUUAUAUUUUUGUACAAAUAUUACACAGAGUUCAUGGUAAAGCCAAAUUUAAAAGGGCCCCACAUAAAUCUGUGCUUCUUAAAAGCUACCUAAAGAAUUCCUUGAUGCUUUUAACUUAAAAAAUACAUUUCCUCCAUCAGGACAGGUCCUAGCCCUGAAAUACUGAGGCUUAGGUCAUACAGAAUGUUUCAGAAUAGCUGUUCUUGUGGCUCAUAAAAAUCCCCAACUUCCUGGUUUACUUUAAUUCUUUUUUUGCUGGGGGGAGGCAGAGGUUGGGGAGUAGUGGUUGUACUUUUCAUCCAUCUGAAAUAUCACCUUAAAAAUAAAACAAGCCAGUUCUGGAGACAGAAUUCCUGACAGGAAGAACUAAAGCUAAAAACUGAAACUGAACUAGUUACAAAAGAAAUUUAUUAAGAUUUUUAUACAAAGAGAAAUUGAGCCCUCUCCCAAAGUAAGUUUCACUAGAUCUUUUCAGUCCUUUCUACUCUAAAUUGAUUAUCAUUCAGUAAAAUCCACUGCAACUGCCCACACCGCAGUCGUGGACCAAGGUCUGCCAGGUGACCGUCGCUGCGGGGUGCUGGUCCGCGACACUGUAGCAGGGACUCCUCCAUGCAGUGGGCAGUGGGAAUAGAUGAUCUAUAAGAUCCCUUCAAACACUGAGUCCUCCCCAUGCCAGUCACAUUCAGACCAUCGUCCUUGCACACAACAUGAGUGAGGACAGCUUGCAGUAAGUUCCACAUAAAGUCUAAUGACCUUAUUUACAUGGUCUCAUUUUUCUUGAAGACUUAUAAACAGUGCUUCAAGAUGAUCUAGAGCUAUUUCAACAGUUCAGAUUAAGGCACAGAUGACAUCCCAGAAGGCCACUCAAACAGGAACUCCAUUUUUCUAACACUUUGACACUGCUUUCUUAGAUGGGCUUCUUACAGACAUGGCCUCAAGCACACGUUUUUUCAAAAGCAUCUUAAUUCCUGGUUGUCAAGACCUACUAACAGUUUUCUGUCUGCUCUUGUGACUUAUUGGUCAUUGGUGUCUCUGGUCCCUCCUGUGCAGUAGAUUAGAAAGAGAUGUGAUAUUCAGACGGGGGCCAUUUUGGUUUUGUCCAUUGCCAGACAAGGAAGAGGCUAAAGUCUGACCUCACAUUCCAUGAAGUUAAAAAUAAAAAAUUUUCGCCACUAGUAUGUGUCCCAGUUCCCGUCACUGUAUUCUUGAAAUGUUGAAGAGCUCUUUGUGUUAACAGUGUGUGCUGCUUUGAAAGUCUGCUUGAACAGCCAUCACUUGUAUUUGUGCUGAUUGCUUUAAGAUAUAAGAUGUGCUACGUUAUUUUUAAGAAAGAAAAUGCAGUUACUGAUCAAACUUUUUUAACCUUCUGGAGGGAAAUAGGAGAAUAUCUACGACAUGUGAGUGACCCUGCCAUGCUCCUGAUAGUCCCGGAUCUUCUGAGUCUGUGUUCUGACUGUCUCAGUUUCUGUGAAUUGUUAGCUACCUUUCAGUUCAGUCCUCGAAACUUUCAAGCUAACCAAAUGAAACAAAGAAUAACAAACAAACAAACCAAAAACUGGCCUCCCCAAUACUACAUAGUUACCACACAAAAUCCAAAACUCUGAAUUUUAUUCCAUUUACCUGCCAUUUUUUAUAAAUAACAUUACAUUUUGGCCUUGAUCGGUGUAACUAUAUCAAAGACUUUAAAAUGUGCUGCUGUCCUUUUAUGGGUCUCAAAAAGGUCGUCUUCUUUCAGAAGCCUCUGCAAAAAAGAAAAACUUGAGAAUCUGCAAGUUCAAAGCUGACCAUUUGUACAUUUCUACCAAACAUUUUCUAGUGCUGUUUGGUUUCUAUACAGUAUCAUUAUUCUGGGAUUUUUUCCCAUUAACAAUUAGAAUAUUCAAAAAUUUGCAUUACAUUAAACACUAUGAGACCAUAACUCUCUGCUUUGAACUUUAUUCUUCUAGCACUGUCACUCUGGAAAGUGCCAGAAUGCACCAAAAUAAAAAUUCUCAUAAAAGCAUUUUUAAAACAAAAAUCCCUGGAUAUGUUUUGAGAUAUUUUUAAAUUCAGAUCAAAAGCUUGGACUUUGUGUCCAUGAUGCCAAACAUUUGGAUGAAGACUAGAAAAUACAGUUUAAAAUAGAAAUGUUCUAAAGUUUCCAGUUUUUUUGGCUUUGUGUAGAUACCUUUAAACUAACUCAACUGCUUGCAUGAUGGGGUUUGGUUUUGAUGCUUUGUUUUUGAUCACACUAAACUGCACUGCACAGUUGAGGCUGGGCAAAUACUGGAGGAAAGGUGAGUUUUCAUUUCCACCAGUGGAUUACUGUUUGUCCAUAGCAAAUAUCCACACCCCAGUUGCCCCUACUCCCUAUCUCUUCCCCUAGUGUUAGUGUUAAGGAAUAGUAAUUCCAUAUUAUGGUUUAUUUUAAAACCUCAGACGUCAUCCUGAAUCAGAAUUUCAAAUGUUAGGUGACAGCAAGAAAUAAAUCUGCAGCAAGGAAAAAAAAAAAUGACAGCUUGGAUGAAUUUUUAAAUUGGAUGUGAAACUAUUUUUGUGCAUUUUAGCUGUCUUAUUUACAAUGUUAACAUAACUGUAAAAAUGCCAAAUUUAUAAUAUUGGAAGGGAAAACUAUCAUUUUGCUAUGCCUACAAGUGUUUACACUGUUUAAAAUCUCCAGUUUUCUAAAGUGUUUUAAAUUGUCAAAAAUGUGCUGAAACUAACUGUCUCACCUGUGUCAGGAUAUAAAGGAAGAAAAUCUUGGUAUGUUUUCUCGUCUGAACCUUUUGGUUACUUUCAAGUAGUUUUUACCCUGCAUAGAAAAGGCCUUCAGUUAUUGUUGUCUAAGGUGGUUCCAAGCAGUAGUUAGAAAUGAUUUGGUAGGUUCUGAGCUGAGGUUUUCCCAUACUGUGACUGCCAUGCCCUGAAAUAUACUAUUUUAUGUUUAUCAAAAUGUGAAUAAUAAAAUAUUGAUAGUAGUAGGAUGCCUGCUUGUUCUUCAUUGCUACAUCUAGACUAUUAUCCCUUCUUCCUCCUAAAAGUCAAUGCUUCAAAGCUGUUGUCAUCAGCCUGUAAAGUCUCAACUUACCUUCUCAUUGCUUCAGUAUCUUGCUUCUUCAGAUCACUGUCACCGUCUACAACACCACCCUUUAUUAAUUCUUGGUGAUUUCAGUAUCCAUUUAGACAAUCCUACAAAUACCCUGGCUUCUCAGUUUCCUGAUCUUGACCAGUGAAACUUACCAUUCCCAAUUACUGCCCCACCUCCUUAACUGGUAGCAGUCAGUUCUUCCCAUUUGGUGGAUCCCAUCCAAGUCACCAAGUAAUGGUCAUCACCCCAACAAUCUUCCUCUCUCUUCUGUAUCACCAGCUUUGCCCACUCUAUGGCAGGAUUUCACUACAUUCAUGCUGCUAUCUCUUGUGUUAUAAACACCCUCAGCCCCAAUACCCUCCCAUCUUAUUUAUCUGCUCCCCUUCAAACAAAGAAAAAAAAAACUCUUCCAAGGGAACUGGGUAUGCUUUCCAUCUCCAAAUCCUCUCCUCCCUUGGUCUCUUGAACCAACUCAAAUCAGGCUUUCAUUCCUACCACAAGCAGCUCUUGCUGAGGACACCAGUUAUGUCCGUGCUGUCUAACGCAACGCUCAGGCCUCUGACUGCACACUGCUUGAUACACCUGCAGUCUUUGACACAGGUAAUAGCUCCUUCCUUCUCAAGGUGCUUUCUUGGCUCUGGGACAUCCCUCUCGUGUUCUUUUCUCACCUCUCUGGCUAUUCCUUCUCAGUGCCUAUUGCUGAGUUCCUGGAGUGCCCAGCACUGGACAUCUCUCUCUAAGUGACCUCUUCCAGUCUUGGGGCUUGAAAAACCAUUUAUAUGCUGGCAUUUUUAUCUCCAGCCCUAACCUCUUUUCUGAAAGCCAGACAUAUGUCUAACUACUUACUUAACAGUUUCAUUGAAUGUGUAAUUGGCAUCACAAACUCGACAUGCUCAAAACUAAAUUUGCACCCCACGUCCCAAUCUACGCCCCUUACAGUCUGUGUCCUAUGUCAGUAAGUGGCAACUUAGUUCCUCCAAACCAAAAUCUUGUAGUUUUCUCAAUUUUUCUCUCUCACAUACCACAUGCCAUCCUAAAAAUAAAAAAAAAAUUAAAAGGAUAAAACUUACUUCCCAUAGCUUUACAGCAUAUCAACAGUCCAAGCCGAGUGAGACCAUGUCAUAUCUUCCCUAAGAU